AUGGGUCUCUUCACCCUCCUCCUGCCGCUCCUCUUUAUCCUCACGCAGAGCCCGCUUGCGUUCGCCCCCUCGGGCGGCGCCAUCUCGCCGCUGCAGGUGAUCGCCACCACGCUGCGCGAGAACCAGGACCAGCCGCUCGGCGACAGCGCCAAGACGGCGCUGCGGGCGGUGCUCUUCCCAGGCAACCUGCUCCGCGCGGCGCUCUCCUCCGCUCCGGUGGUGGCCGACGGGCCGCCGCUCGACACGGCCGACCUCUGGGAGCGCUCGCUCGAGCUGGCGACGGCUCGCACCUCCGCGUACAAGUCGUUUGAUCACCAGGAGCUGCUCGCGGCGGGCUCGUGGUGCGUCGUGUUUGGUUGCGUGCUCUCGCUCGUGCUGCGGCGGCCGCACGUGCUCCUCCUCUUCGGGAUCGCCAUGCUCGGCGCAUUCUUCGCACUCAACGGCACAGAUGCCGCCCACCACUCCCCGCCGGGGCUCAUGCUCACGGCUCCUUCGGCGGCGAUAGGUCUGAUGCCGACAGUCCAGUUCGCCCUCUGCCUCGCGCUGCCAGUCACCGACCUCUCGCGCGCUCUGACGCAGCCGCAGCCGGCCGUGGCCGCAGCCGGGCCGGCGGCGGCGGCCCGUCCCAAGCGGGACUAA
Molecule: messenger RNA, 639 nt
Organism: Emiliania huxleyi CCMP1516
Lineage: Eukaryota; Haptophyta; Isochrysidales; Noelaerhabdaceae
Exons: 1
Coding region: 1-639 (212 amino acids)
Source: RefSeq, a predicted model, not a curated record